CCUGCCCACUUACACUUCCGCUCCGAAGCCAUUACGUGCCAAGCGCCACUGCACAUCACAAAAUGGCUGAUUUACUCUCUGCUAAAAGCCACCUCGUAGAUGCUCUCAGGGAUAGGAAACAGCGCUACUGGGACCUCAUGAAGAGCUGGUACAGAAGGAAGAUUACGAAAGAGGAUUUUGAUGCCAAGGCCCAGGGUCUACUAGGAGAGAACAAUGUUCAUCUUCACAAUGAGUUUCUGUUCGCUAUUCUUGUCAAAUGUCAAACUGGAGUAGCUCCUCAAGAAACAUAUGUCCCCAUGACCCAGUCAGUCAGCCCAGCGGAGUCCCUCUCACCAAUACAACCUCCAGCCAUCAAGAAACCGAAGAUACUCAAGCCCAAAGUCUUGAUGGCCACCGAGCUGCCCUAUGGAGCCUUGGACCCACUUCAUUAUUUCACGCCACCUACAGUGAAGAUCUUCAAAGACUUGGACAGUAUUUUAUUGUGCUCUCAUGAGUUGGUGUUACCUGAUGUGUCCACACUUCACGCUAGAAUGUUGCUAGGAGCAUGGGAAGCUGAUCUAGAGGAUGUGUCAGAAGACUGUGCUCACGUUCUGCUCCAUUCUUUGAAGGUAUUCCUCAAGAACGUACUACAAAUGGUGAUCUCUCAUCGUACUAGCUGGAAAUUAGACGGUCGAAACUUUCAACACUCUUUUGGAAAUGGAGACUCAAGAUCGAACCCUUUGCUGGAUAAUUCCCAACUUCUCCCUCGAGUUCAAAGGUCACUGUACCAGUACAAGUCUGGAGAGAGGGUUGAAGCAGACUCGGUGGCUAGGCUAUCAUCAAGAGUUGGUGGCAUCUGGGAGCCCAUCAACCUGUUCCAUUUGAGGGAUGCACUACUGGUCAAUCAACAGUGCAUUCCUGUGUUUAGUAUCUACGCUUGCAACAUGGAGCGAAUCAUGGCUGGUCUAUGGCACCCCACAGCAGAGGAGGAGCAGCAGCACACCACGGUAGCACUCUGGGAGAGAGAACAAUCCAAACAAACUUCUAACACUAUUAUGUGUAACUCUCAAUUUCCUGUUAGAUAGAUAAUCAAUUUUUAUUUUGUACUUCUUCCUCAAUACAUGUUAUAUAGGUAAAGACAUUGAUCUCACAAUUUCAAAGUAAACGGUGUUCGAAUGUUUGUAACAAAUUGAUAAAAAUUAUACAAAAACUAUGUAAUUUGAGCUAGUCAAUGUUUCCCAAUGUACAUGACAUUUACUAUAGCUAGUAUCUGCCCACUAUUGUUUAUAUAGACAACCGACAAUUAUCAUAAUAGCUAUUGUUCUUCAGUUCUUCUUAAUUGAGUACUUUAAACACACCGACAGACAAUGCAAGGGACAGCAUUACCAGAGUAAACGUGCUGCUUGUUAGAAACUGUAUCAUGGCAGAACUAGUCGGUGUUGUAGGCAUGCCAGUAGUAGGUUCAGUGUCUUUGUAGGUCCACACACGUACAGAAUCAAUCUGGAAGGACUGUGUCCAGGUUGGAAACCAAUCAUCUUUUGCAUUAUAGAACUUAUUGACAGAGUCAGGAUCAGUAUUGUUCCAAGGCUUUCCAGCACCAUCAGGGAAAUAGCCUCCCACUCCACCGACUGCCAAGUUGAUGAGCAAAAAAAACUUUCGAUCAAAAGGAGCAUUGUUCCCACGUCCUCUCCAAGGGUUGCUCCACACGGAUUGAUUCCAGCCGCCUCGAUCAAAGAAUGACUCCGUUAUUGGAACCUCAAGCACUGGAUUGUCUUCGGUAUCGAGAUAGCCGAUGAGGUGAGUCUCGUUCCAUAUCAAACCAUAUGUGUGGAAGUCACUAGUGAAAUCCUGUUUCUGUUCUUGUGUCGUCGCUUGGUUCGUUUGAGGAAAUUGAUUCUGGUGCACGUUGACUCCCCAGUGGAGUGUAGAUCCAUAACUAUUGUAGCCAC
Molecule: messenger RNA, 1928 nt
Organism: Halichondria panicea
Lineage: Eukaryota; Metazoa; Porifera; Demospongiae; Suberitida; Halichondriidae
Product: transcriptional adapter 1-like
Exons: 5
Coding region: 63-1064 (333 amino acids)
Biological process (GO): regulation of transcription by RNA polymerase II
Cellular component (GO): SAGA complex
Molecular function (GO): transcription coactivator activity
Source: RefSeq, a predicted model, not a curated record